Cordyceps militaris CM01 is the source of this 2793-nucleotide messenger RNA. RefSeq lists its product as uncharacterized. The transcript is spliced from 2 exons. The coding region runs from base 1 to 2793 and encodes 930 amino acids. The record is from RefSeq and is a predicted model, not a curated record. Lineage: Eukaryota; Fungi; Ascomycota; Sordariomycetes; Hypocreales; Cordycipitaceae.
AUGGCGACGACGGCCACUCCGCCGUCUGUUCGUCAUGCACGGCAGGACUCUAAUGGGAGCAUCCCGCCUCUCCGGCCACAGGCCUCCUCGCCUACCCUGACCAACCCCGACAUGAUCUUGCCCGACUACGACGACCGCGAACCCCUCCCGCCGAGUCUGCUGCAACACCCAUCCCUUGGCUGGGGCAGCGUGCCGCUCAACCCCGACGACAUGUUUGACUUUGCCGACGUCGUCGACUCGUCGACCGCAUACCCUCAAAACACCCCCAUCAUCUACGGCAAUGGCACCAUGCUCUCCGACAUUGGCGAGGUCACCGAGGUCGAGAGCAAUGUCGGCGGCCCGACGCGCCAGCUCUCAGGCCGCUCUAAUCCCUCCCGCCGCUCCAACUAUUCCGACGACAACCUCGCUGCCAGGCGCUCGCCACCCUUCAUGCCUGCUCAGAAGCAAUUGCUCCGUCGCGCGCCUGGUGCCAAUCCCAAAGACAACCGCGCCUCAAUUGACUCGGCGCAUACCAUCCUAGCACAUCAUGAUGGCACCUUUGCCGAUUUAGAUGACUCGGUCAGCAUCGACGAUAGCAACUUUCAAGGCGACGACGAGGACAGCGUCGCUGAGUCCUACCUCGAAGGGCAUUUAAUGCCGCGCGAUGCGCUCGCGCCCAAGAGAUCCGACCUAUCAAUCAACGAAGAUCGGUACUCGACGUCCUCCAUUAGCCGAAGAGCCGAACAGAUUCUGGCCAAUGCCAAGCGCAGACUGACAACCAUGGAGGGCAAUCUCACGAGAGCGCGAACCUUUAGCUACUCCUCAGUCUCUGACGGCUCCACGCCGUCGCCGAUACGGACGCCAAAAUCGGCCGGAUUUAGAUCCCCGGUACACGCACGCGACGUUAGCGACAACAGCAUCGCACUGAACCAAGGCGCCAUGCUCCCAAGAUCCGCAAGCGCCUUGGGUGCUGCUGGGGGAUACCGUCAACCACUUCCGCUAUCUCGCAGCGCCGACGCCAUUGGCCGCACCCACCACGGCAUUUCUCAACAUCCUCUCGAUCUUGCAUUGGCGCCGCUAAACGAGGAUGACGGUGCUCAGGAUGAAGACAACUCAGACAGCACCCAAGUCACUGGAUAUGCAAGCCCAACAUUCAAUGGCUACAACGACGCAGGCAUAGCACGCUCUGCUUCAGCGGUCCAAAUGCGCGGCAUCCAGGACCAAAUGAAUGGUCUCAAGGGCAGAAUCUUUUCACUCAGAGAGCAGGCUGCCGCAGACAACAUGAAACGACGGAGCCUGCAAAGCUUGCGCGCCCCUAGCCUCUUUACUCACGCCAAAGGCGAGGAUGCGAACUCGGACUCAAAGUCGGCGCAUACCGAAGACGAGGGAUCGCCGGCUCUCGGCAGCCCUUUCCAGCCCGAGUUCUUCCAGGAGGCGGAAGAGGAGUCACCGGCCCCGCAUGACGAACAACGCACGCCGCCCUGGAAGAAAACAGAGCGAGAGCCCAUUGUCGCACGACAUAGCCCCAUGCAGAACCUCCACCAAGCAUAUUUGCAGGAUGAGAAUACGCCACCAAAGGGGAAAGCGGCCGCGGCCAAGGAAAAGUUCGAUGAGCUCGAGAAGUCUAGCUACGCCGACGAAGACGACGACCUUCAUACUGAAAAUGGAGAUGCCCAAGACGACCCCGAAAACGAUGCUGAAGAUGAACCCGAAGAAGAGCCUGCGGAGGAUCUGGAAGCCGACAAUGUUAGCGAAAGUGGCGACUCUUUAUACCACGAGACUUACCAGCAUCCCGUGUCUCACGAAGACCGAGAAGAUGCAUUUGAUUACGAACACUUCUUUCUACACUCGGCCAUGGGUCACCUCAGCAGACAGAGCUAUCGAAACCCAGACGAGGAUUCUGGAAGCGAAUGUUCGGAGGACUCUGUGGAAACCACAAGAGCUGCCCCCACGACGGCUUCCGGACGCCCCCGACGGCCAAGCCUGGACACCAUGACAUCAGUCGACAGUUUCGCGACGGCGCAGGAGGGUCGUGAGAGCCGUGCUUCCACUAUUGAUUCGGUAGAAGAUGGUUACGAGUCCCCAGUCAUUGGCAUUGGCCAAAUCCACCGUCAAACGGACAAACAUCUCGCGUUUGGUACACAGGAGAGCGGUAGCAGCAGCGAAGAUUCACGUUCCUCAAAGGAGAGAUAUGGCGUGCGCCAUGCAUUUCAAUUCCGACCAUCCGCCAUGUCAUACAGUGCCAUCGGCCCCCCUAAGCGUAUUGGCCUCCAUCGUCCGUCGGUAUCCUCUUUCGAAUCUACCGGUACAAACCGAAGCUUUCCUCUCAUUAGCAAGUCACGACUGAGCGACAGCACAACUCCGAGAGACUCCCCGGAACUUAUGAUGCGCGGAAUGCGUAGCCUACCACAGAGCCGACGAAGCAGCUUGAACGAUCACGUGCUAGCUAGAAUGUCCAAUGGGUCAUUUGCUGGUUCCGCGAACGGCUCCUUCAACGGGUCUGCAAAUGGAUCGUUUCAUGGGUCUAUGACUGGCCCAUCCAGCGGCUCCGCCAAUGGUUCUGCGAAGAGAAGCUCUGGUUCCACGAACGGCGGGGACAUCAAUGGAUCGCACAAUGGGACUCUACAUUCUCCUGCCAUGCCGCCUCUGAAGGAUGAGGACCAAUCAUCCAUUGACUUGUUGUUGGCGAGCAUUCAAAAAUGUGCCAUGGGAUUGCGCGACAUGACACCAUCGGGCAUCAAGAUGCACGAUGCCUAUCGACGGAGACUGGAAGCUGCCCGGCAAAUUCUUGAUGGCGCUCCAGAUUCCUUCUAA